AUGAAUAUCGCAUACAAUUCCGCCUUGCGGCAAAGCAAGUCUCUAGCUGCCGAACUCCAAAACCUCAAUACCAAAUCCCAAGCAUCACCUUCCGAGAUCGGCAACGUGUCUGCCUCCAUCGCCUCCUUUACCAAGACCCUCGACGAAUACCAAAGUCUCGCUCGCCAGGAGAUCGUCCCCAAGAAGCAGGAAGAGGCUUUUGCGCGAGUCAAGAGGUUUCGCGAAAACCUCUCCGAUUACCGAGGCCAAAUCGAUUCCCUCAAGAAGGCCCGUGAGGAUGCUCAGCACCAGUCGAACCGCACAGAACUUCUGGGGAGAAGACCGUAUAAUGCUACACCGGAGAAUCCUUAUGCAAAUGCCACGACGACCAACACGCACUCCACCUUCCAGCCUCGACACCCAACCCAGUCCAACGGACCUUUGACGACGGGCUCACCGGACGAGAUGCGCGAAUCACAUGCUUUUAGGGAACAAAACUUCUUCUCAAACACGAAUCAGGCUCUCGACGAUUACAUUGCGCGCGGACAGGCUGUGCUGGGUGAUCUUGGCCAGCAGCGAGAGAUGCUCAAGAGUACACAGAAGCGACUUUACAGCGUUGCCAACACAUUGGGUGUAAGCGGCGAUACAAUUCGUAUGGUGGAGCGACGGGCGAAAGAGGACAAAUGGAUCUUUGCUGCGGGCGUGGUGAUAUUCUUUCUGUUCUGCUGGCUGGUGCUUCAUUUCUUACGAUAG
This is a messenger RNA of Fusarium venenatum, 732 nucleotides long. NCBI's taxonomy places the organism in Eukaryota, Fungi, Ascomycota, Sordariomycetes, Hypocreales, Nectriaceae. The record is from RefSeq and is a predicted model, not a curated record.